This is a messenger RNA of Aspergillus pseudonomiae, 777 nucleotides long. RefSeq lists its product as uncharacterized. The transcript has 4 exons. Lineage: Eukaryota; Fungi; Ascomycota; Eurotiomycetes; Eurotiales; Aspergillaceae. The record is from RefSeq and is a predicted model, not a curated record. The coding region runs from base 1 to 777 and encodes 258 amino acids.
AUGACUGAAAGAACUUUUUUUGAUGAAUGGCCAGGCAGAGAGGUUGACUUUGCUCGUGAGGGGGAUUCAACAUGGACCCUGACGAAAGUGAUCAGCGAGAAGAACAGCCAGGUUGGUGGUAACGACUUUUACAAGCAUCAAGUUUUCGGUGGUGCGUAUGGCACUUUCUUAUGCCACGACUUGCUGGACAGCACUCGGCGCGGCGCGAUGAAAAUAUUCAUGCAAAUUCCCUUUGAAGGGACUGAGUACGCGCCGGCUGAAUUCAGAGCUAGCCAAGCCUCAGCCUCUUACGGGCUUGACUUUUUCAUUACUAGUCAAGUAGACGCACUGAGAACCCUGACAAUUAACGGCUGUCAGUCCGCCCCGAAUAUUGUGGCCAUGAAGAAUGACCUUCAGAAGGAAACAGACCCAGUGCCUAGUGGAUACAUUCUCUUCAUUCUUAUGAACUACCUACCUGGGGUGCAACUAAGCGACGCUAUCUUCUGGGAGUUGGAAGCCUCGGAGCGUGAGCAGAUACAUCAAGCCUUUAAACUUGCCUGGCUCGAUUGUAUGCGCUCGGGAAUUUUACCAGCGCUCCAAGAUAUAGAGCACGUCUUCUGGGACGGAGCAGCGAACAAGGCUUAUAUCACCAGCUUUAGAAUGAGUGAGCCUGCAGGGGCAGAUAUCGUGUGGCGGGAUACCGAAUGGAUUGCUUGGGACAUGGCGAUGCCUCAAGAUAAAUAUGCCUGGUAUAAGGACAAGAAUCCUCACCCAGACAUGAGCAAGUGGACACUCUGA